Molecule: messenger RNA, 1152 nt
Organism: Dichotomopilus funicola
Lineage: Eukaryota; Fungi; Ascomycota; Sordariomycetes; Sordariales; Chaetomiaceae
Exons: 2
Coding region: 1-1152 (383 amino acids)
Biological process (GO): regulation of DNA-templated transcription
Molecular function (GO): DNA-binding transcription factor activity, RNA polymerase II-specific; zinc ion binding
Source: RefSeq, a predicted model, not a curated record
AUGGAUAGCAUACCAACCCCGCCCAACGAGGAACAGCACCCUAGGCCCCAUGGGCCGAAGCGGUCCCAUGCCGUCCCCAAAUCUGUAAAGACAGUCCACCGUAACUUGAAGCGGACCAACCCACACCACAGUCACCCCUCGUCGCCAUCACGAGAAAGCCACUCGCAACCAGGUGACGGGAGGCAUAAGCGAGUAUGGAAGGCCUGUGAGAGGUGUCGCAUGAAGAAGACAAAGUGCGACGGAGAAUUCCCUUGCAAGAGGUGUAAAGAUGACGGGUUAAUAUGCACUGCGGGAACGAGGAAAAAGACCGAGUACAAGCAACUGCCUCCAGGAUACGCCGAAGUGCUCGAGAACACCCAAUUUGUCCUUAUCGCCACGGUCCAGAAGCUGUACUCGAUGGUACGGAACGGAGAGCCAUGGGACCUGGGGGAACCGGAACUGAACGACCGCGGACAACCGAUCAUCCACAACGUCGCCGCACGACUCGGCUGCCUUCGACCGAAUAGCGAUUUGGACCUCCCUCCACACACGGUUUUCCCGGAGGACGAGGCGGGGAUGGCGGCGCUGGCUCGGCAAUUACAGGAACAGGCGGUAGCAACGACAGCAUCGGGGAGCGCCUCGCAGAGCAGCAGUGGACAGCACGAGGCGGAAUCUAACGGCGUCUACCACCAGACCGACCGGGCCAGCUCAACCGCGGCCUCCGACGUCGAACACUCGGAUCUCGAUCACCACGAGCCCGAUUACCGAAGGGCCGCCUUUGGCGGCGCCGCCAGCGCCCUUAGCUUGUCACCCGCCAGCCUCGGCUACCCGGACUUUGAUCUCCCCCCACCAUCUGCGACCGCGUCGGACGGGUUCGCUCCGAGUCAUCACUCGCCGACGAUGCCAACUAACCACGGUAACUUCUCGUGGCUGAGCCGACCGGCGUCGGCAUCGAUGGACUUUACGGCGGAACAGCUGUGGAUGGCCAACCAGGGGUUCAUGAACCCCGACGUUAUGACUUCGGGGGUUAUGGGAACGAACUACGUGACGAAACCGACGGGCUUCUCUUCGUUUCGAAAUUCCGAUGCCAUGGUUGGCCUGGCUGAUCCGGUCAUUUUUUCUGCGUUUGAGGAAGAUCAACCACGGCCGCUGUUUGCCACAUCAAAUAUGUAA